AUCCAGGGAUCACAGAGACUGGCCUUCUGUUCUGUGCUAGAGACCAAGCUAGAGAUCCAGGUCAGUGGCUGAAGAGGUGGUCUCAGGGACGCCUUCUACUUCUGUGUUGGAUUGGAGGGACCGGGGUGGCUGAGGCUCUUCCAGAGGAGUGAGACCACCAUGGCUCAGGAGAGGUUCUUCAUCCUGUUCCCACUACUGGUCCUGGUGCUGCUGGUGCUGGGCUGUGUCCAGGUUUCUCUGGCCAAGGAGUCUCGGGCCGAGAAGUUCCAGCGGCAGCACAUGGACCCAGACACCUCCACCGUCACUGCCAGCUACUGCAACCAAAUGAUGAAGCGCCGGAAUAUGACGGUUGGACGGUGCAAGCCAGUGAACACGUUUAUCCACGAGCCCCUGCCAGAUGUCCAGGCUGUCUGCUUCCAGGGAAACGUCCCUUGCAAGAACGGGCAGCCCAACUGUCACCAAAGCAGCUCCAAAAUGCACAUCACCGACUGCCGCCUGAAGAAAGGCUCCAAAUACCCCAAAUGUGACUACCAGACCCAGCAGCUACAGAAAUCCAUCAUCGUGGCCUGUGAAGGGAACCCAUACGUGCCAGUCCACUUUGACGGUUCUGUGUAGGUCUGCACCUGAGGCCAGAACAACGAGAUGCCCCACCUCCCUCUUGCGGCACAUGCUUCUCCCCUCUCCCUUCCUUGUUCUGAGGGACAGAACUCCACUCAGGGCUCAUAUCCAAAACACAUGUGUCCCUGCCCAGGGCUUGCCCCUGUGUGGUUUGGGGGGUGAAGGGAGCCCCAUGUGAACCACUUCACUGCUUCUUUCAAUAAAACACUUUUGCAACA
Messenger RNA from Lutra lutra (Eurasian river otter), 836 nucleotides. RefSeq names its product ribonuclease pancreatic-like. NCBI's taxonomy places the organism in Eukaryota, Metazoa, Chordata, Mammalia, Carnivora, Mustelidae. Bases 160 to 615 code for a protein of 151 amino acids. The record is from RefSeq and is a predicted model, not a curated record. Gene Ontology annotation, molecular function: nucleic acid binding; RNA nuclease activity. The transcript is spliced from 2 exons.